CAAUUUGCAGAUGACAUGCAGGAGUUCAGCAAGUUCCCAACCAAGACGGGCCGUCGGUCCUUGUCCCGCUCCAUCUCGCAGUCUUCCACCGACAGCUACAGCUCCGCUGCCUCCUACACGGACAGCUCUGACGACGAGGUGUCCCCGCGAGAGAAGCAACAAACCAACUCCAAAGGCAGCAGCAACUUCUGCGUGAAGAACAUCAAGCAGGCAGAGUUUGGGCGCCGGGAGAUCGAGAUCGCUGAACAAGACAUGUCUGCUCUGAUUUCACUCAGGAAACGCGCUCAAGGGGAGAAGCCUUUGGCUGGAGCUAAAAUCGUGGGCUGUACCCACAUCACAGCGCAGACUGCGGUGCUGAUCGAGACGCUGUGCGCGCGGGGAGCGCCGUGCCCCUGGUCUGUCUGUGGCUUUUCUGAGUUGGCCAAGCAGGAGAGAGCUCUGCCAAACUCAGCAGAUGCCAAGGGUGCUCCUCUUCUUCUAGGUGUUGCCGUGUUUGCCUGGAAGGGGGAGUCGGAGGAUGACUUCUGGUGGUGCAUUGACCGCUGUGUUAACGUAGAUGGCUGGCAGGCCAACAUGAUCCUGGAUGACGGCGGGGACCUGACCCAUUGGGUUUAUAAGAAAUACCCCAACGUAUUCAAGAAGAUCCGAGGGAUUGUGGAGGAGAGUGUGACUGGUGUGCACAGGCUGUACCAGCUCUCCAAGGCCGGGAAGCUGUGUGUCCCAGCCAUGAACGUGAAUGACUCCGUCACCAAACAGAAAUUUGAUAACCUGUAUUGCUGCCGGGAAUCCAUCCUGGACGGCCUGAAGAGGACCACGGACGUGAUGUUCGGAGGGAAGCAGGUGGUGGUUUGUGGUUAUGGGGAGGUCGGCAAGGGAUGCUGCGCCGCUCUGAAAGCCCUGGGAGCGAUCGUCUACGUCACGGAGAUCGACCCCAUCUGCGCUCUCCAAGCCUGCAUGGACGGAUUUCGGGUGGUGAAGCUGAGCGAAGUAAUCCGUCAGGUGGAUGUCGUCAUCACCUGCACAGGAAACAAGAACGUGGUGACCAGAGAGCACCUGGAUCGGAUGAAGAACAGCUGCAUCGUGUGCAACAUGGGCCACUCCAACACCGAGAUCGAUGUGACCAGCCUCCGGACCCCGGAGCUGACCUGGGAGCGGGUCCGCUCCCAAGUGGACCACAUCAUCUGGCCGGAUGGGAAGCGGGUGGUGCUGCUGGCCGAGGGCCGUCUUCUCAACCUGAGCUGCUCCACGGUUCCCACCUUCGUUCUCUCCAUCACGGCCACCACUCAGGCUCUGGCUCUGAUUGAGCUCUACAACGCUCCCGAGGGCCGUUACAAACAGGACGUGUACCUGCUGCCGAAGAAGAUGGACGAGUACGUCGCCAGCUUGCAUCUGCCCUCGUUCGACGCCCACCUGACGGAACUGACGGACGAUCAGGCGAAAUACCUGGGACUCAACAAAAACGGGCCUUUCAAACCCAAUUACUACAGACAACUUGGGAUUCGCUUCUUGCUUUCAUGUGGCUGA
Messenger RNA from Opisthocomus hoazin, 1524 nucleotides. NCBI's taxonomy places the organism in Eukaryota, Metazoa, Chordata, Aves, Opisthocomiformes, Opisthocomidae. The record is from RefSeq and is a predicted model, not a curated record.